Molecule: messenger RNA, 7383 nt
Organism: Colletotrichum graminicola M1.001
Lineage: Eukaryota; Fungi; Ascomycota; Sordariomycetes; Glomerellales; Glomerellaceae
Product: KR domain-containing protein
Exons: 8
Coding region: 1-7383 (2460 amino acids)
Biological process (GO): fatty acid biosynthetic process; secondary metabolite biosynthetic process
Molecular function (GO): oxidoreductase activity; fatty acid synthase activity; 3-oxoacyl-[acyl-carrier-protein] synthase activity
Source: RefSeq, a predicted model, not a curated record
AUGGGAGAAUACAUCCAGUCGUCUUCAGAGCCCUUCCUCGUCGCCGUGUGCGGCCUUGGACUUCGUGCUCCCGGUGGCAUCCGGAAUGCUACUGACUACUGGGACCUCCUUGUGAAUGGUAGGGAUGCCAGGGGACCGAUUCCAGACACCCGCUACAACAUUGAUGGCUUCAACGACUCUCUUGGCGGUAAGAACACGAUCAAGACCAGGUUUGGAUACUUCCUCACCGACGAUCUCACCCGCAUCGACACCUCACUCUUUUCAAUGUCUCGCAAGGAGGUUGAGAGGUGUGAUCCCCAGCAACGACUUCUCCUCGAGGUUGCCAGAGAGGCUCUCGAAGAUGCCGGCGAAACCAAAUAUCGCGGGGAGCGCAUCGGCUGCUACGUUGGCACUUUUGGAGACGAUUGGGCGCAGAUCGCUGGUAAGGAGACUCAGCAUCAAGGUGGACUAGGCUACGUUGCCACUGGAAAUGGCGACCUCAUGCUCUCGAACCGUGUUUCGUACGAGUACGAUCUCAGGGGCCCUAGUAUGACAAUCAAGACUGGAUGUUCCGCUUCACUCGCUGCGCUUCAUGAAGCAUUCCGGUCGAUUCAAAACGGCGAUGCAACCGGUGCUAUCAUCGGGGGGACCAGCUUGAUCAUGACCCCAACCACCACCGCUGCCUUUACGUCUGAAGGAAUCUUGUCCCCUGAUGGUUCAUGUAAGUCAUUUGAUGCCAAGGCUGACGGCUUCGCUCGGGCGGAAGCAAUCAACGCCAUCUACAUCAAGCCUCUUUCAUCAGCCAUUCGUGACGGCAACGCCAUCCGAGCUGUGAUCAGAGCAACAGGAGCCAACAGCGACGGCCACAGCCAGGGACUAUUCACACCCAACCAGGUAGCUCAGGAGGCCUUGAUGCGGAAGGUCUACCGGGAUGCCGGCUUGGACCCAUCUCAGACUGCUUACGUUGAGUGCCACGGAACCGGAACUGCGACCGGUGACCCGAUUGAGACAUCAGCGGUAGGCGAGGUCUUUGGCGAGAAGGGCGUCUACAUCGGCUCCGUCAAGCCCAACGUGGGUCACUCCGAGGGUGCUUCGGGAUUGAACAGCUUGAUUAAGGCGGUUCUUGCCCUGGAGCACAAGACCAUCCCGCCAAACAUCAAGUUCAACGAGCCGAACCCCAAGAUACCAUUCGCCGAGAAGAAACUUGUUGUUCCUACUCAGCCAACACCCUGGCCAGCUGACCGAGCUGAGCGGAUCAGCAUCAACUCCUUUGGUAUUGGUGGCACAAAUGCCCACGUUAUCCUCGAGUCCUACGGUAAGGAGAGGCCUGUCGCAAAUGGACAUGGGACAUCUCGCCCCGAGUUGCUGCUUGUGUCCGCGAACACCGCUGCUUCGCUGAAGGAGCAGGUGGAGCGAUACCAGGAGUUCAUCACUUUGCAUCCGGAUGUCGUCCAGCGAGACGUCGCCUACACACUGGCAACGAAGCGAGAGGCUCUGCCCCACAGAGCCUUCACCAUUGCCCAUGGCGAGAAUAUUAUCGAAACGUCAGCUCCUGUGAAAGCGCCCAGCAAAGCCCCCGAUGUUUACUUUAUCUUCAGUGGACAGGGUGCCCAGUGGCCUGAGAUGGCCAAGCAGCUGGUCGCUACUGAUCCUCUGUUUGAAGCUGGUCUGAAGAAAAUGGAUGAAGUUCUCAAGGGCCUUGCACAUCCGCCAAGAUGGUCUAUCAUUGAUGAACUUCUCAAGCCUGCCGCCACGAGUCUAAUCGGCACAGCGGAGCUAUCUCAACCUCUGUGCACGGCCAUCCAACUUGCGCUUGUCAACAGGCUUCGGGAAGCGGGUGUCAAGCCAACCGCAGUCGUCGGACACUCCAGCGGUGAGAUCGCAGCUGCAUACGCCGCAGGUGCCAUCACUCUGGAAGCAGCCAUCAUCUGCGCAUACUACCGCGGUUAUGUCACCAAGCAACAGACACUUGCUGGCGCCAUGGCUGCUGUUGGUUUGGGCCCAGAGGGUGUUUCCAAAUUCCUCGCCGAUGGCGUCGUCGUGGCAUGCGAGAACAGCCCUCAAAGCAGCACCAUCUCUGGUGAUAAGGAGAAGGUCAUGGAGGUCGUCUCACGAAUCAAGGCUGAAAUGCCUGACGUGCUGGCUCGUCCCUUGAAGGUUGACAUGGCAUACCACUCACAUCACAUGGCUGCUCUGGGGAAGACUUAUACCGCACUUCUGGAGGCUGAACUUCAGAACAUUGGAGCAUGGUCCAGAUGUGCUACUUCAUUGUUCUUCUCGAGCGUGGAAGGCCAGGUGCUAGAACAGGACUUUUGUUUCAGUCCCGAAUAUUGGCGAACCAACCUGGUUUCUCCGGUCCGGUUUUCCACGGCGGUCUCCCACCUCAUCGAAAGCCAAGGUGAUGGCUUCUUCUUGGAAAUCGGCCCCCAUUCAGCGCUCGCCGGACCACUGCGACAGAUUUGCUCCCAAGCCUCUCGUCCAUGCAACUAUGCAUCUUGUCUCAUCAGAGGAGAUGAUGGCGUCAAGACGUUACUCUCCUGCUACGGCAGGCUCUUCCAAGAAGGCGUCCAACUCAACCUCGGCGCCCUCUACUCCGGUGGCAAGACUCUCAACGAUCUACCCACCUAUGCAUUUGACCACAUUCUCUCAUUGUGGUAUGAAAGCAGAGUCUCCCAGGCAUGGCGACAGCGCAAGUAUCCUCACCAUGCCCUCCUGGGAGCCCGUGUUCCCGAGUCGCCUGACACUGCGCCCCAGUGGCGCAACAUUCUGUCUCUGGAAGACGAGCCAUGGAUCGUUGACCACAAGGUCAAACAAGACAUCGUAUAUCCCUUUGCCGGCUACGUUGCAAUCGCUGGUGAAGCAGUCCGCCAGAUGACUGGGGUCAAUGCGGGCUACAGCAUCAGGCACACUGUAGCUCAUUCGGCCCUGGUUUUGAACCACGAGAAGGCAGCUGAGUUGAUGACGACUUUGCGCCGCCACCGUCUGACGGACUCCGAUCACUCAGAGUGGUUCGAGUUUACCAUUGCAUCGUACAGCGGAGCCACCUGGACGAAGCAUUGCGAAGGACAGGUCAAGGUUCUUUAUGAUGAACUCCCAAGCACUCUUGUCCGCAAAGAUUACCCCCGCAAGGUGGUCUCUUCCCGGUUCUACGAUUACAUGGGAGAGGUCGGCAUCAACUUUGGUCCCGAGUUCCGCCGCCUGGAGAAUGUCACGUCAUCAACCACCGAGGCUCUUGCUUCGGCGGAUAUCAUUGUGCCCGACGAAGAGAUGAGAAAGCCGUAUGUGAUGCAUCCGGUGGCCAUCGAUGCUUGUUUCCAGCUCCUGAUACUCUCCUACGCCAAGGGUCUCGGACGCAACGUCACGCAGUUGUCGGUCCCGACUCUCGUCGGAAGUCUGGAUAUCCGCCGUGGCGAGGGCUCGUUGACCGCGAGGGCAUGGGGAGCUUCCGCCACCGAGUCAGAAGGAGUUGAGUGCGCUUCCGACGGAAAGACAGCCCUGCGCCUCAGCGGCUUCAAGCUCACUGCUCUUGAGGAGUGCGACGACGCUGACCAUGAUGAGUACGCGGCCGCCAGACUCGAAUGGCUUCCGGACUUUGACUUCGUUGACGUCGCCCCUCUGUUUAAGCCACCGCCUUCCGAUCGCGAAGAGGCUCGAAUGAUCGAGGCACUGACCCUGCUCUGUAUCAUCGAGAGUUGCGAGAGGCUUCGCGGACUGAGCCCCACACAACCUCACUUUGCGAAGCUGAGAGACUGGAUCGAAAGGGAGGUUCACGGGGCGAGGGAGGGAGGGAACGUGCUGGUCCCAGACUCUGCGAAGUACCUGGAGCUCACCCGUGAAGAGCGCCGCGCCAAGUUGGAAGAUCUUCACAGGAGACUCUUGAACGGCAACAAGUCCGGCCUUGUCGAAGGUCUCAAGCGUGUCGUCGACAACACCGAGCGCAUCUUCAAGGGCGAAGCCGAGACCAUUGACAUAUUGAUGGAGGGCGGCGUUCUAGCUGAGCUGUACAAUGCUGUCAGCUUUGGCUACAGUGACUUCGUCAAGCUGAUGUCCAGCACCAAGCCGAAGCUUCGCAUUCUGGAAGUCGGCGCUGGCACCGGUGGUACGACAGAGCUCAUCUUGCGCGACCUCAUGCACGAGGGUGGGCUUCCCCGGUAUUCCAGCUAUACUUUCACCGACGUUUCCGCAGGCUUCUUCCCGCAAGCCAAGGAGCGCUUCGCAUAUGCUCCAAACAUGGAGUACAAGGUGUUCGACAUCUCCAAGGACCCUCUCGAGCAGGGCUUUGUUGAGUCUUCUUACGAUGUCAUCUUCGCGGCCAACGUCGUCCACGCGACACCAUCGCUGAAAGACACCUUGAGCAACCUAAGCAAGGUCCUCAAGCCGGGCGGUGCUCUCGUUCUGACCGAGAUCUGCACUGAGCUCCGCUCUCCGACGUACAUCUUUGGCAACUUCGUCGGGUGGUGGCUCGGUGAGGAUGAUGGUCGUCUGUAUGCCCCUUACGUCCCUCCUUCGCGUUGGCACGACGAGCUUCUCGCUUCUGGCUUCACCGGUGUCGAGACGGCCGUCUAUGAUGAAGAUGCGCCGUAUAUGUGCUGCACCACCAUCAUGUCAAGGAAAUGCCGAGAUUUGCCUCCGCGAACAACAUCGGUAACUCUGGUUACUACUGAUGCUGAAGGUGAUGUCGCACGGUCGCUUUCUAGUUCCUUGAAGGACGCCGGAUUCUCAGUCACCCGUAUCGGCCUUGGCGACCCCCUCCCCAAGGACCAAGACAUCAUCUCCUGCGUCGACAUCGAGAGAAACCUCUUUGAAAACAUCAACCAAGACGACUUCUACUCCUUCCGAGACCUAAUCCGCGGACAAGGCGUUGACCAGAAUCUUCUCUGGCUCACGAACCCCGUCCAGGUCAAGUGCAAGGAUCCUCGCUCGGCGCAAACCAUCGGUGCUGCCAGAACCAUCCGCACCGAGCUGGCUGUUCCCUUCCAUACGUUGGAGAUCAGCAAAGAUGAGCCCCAAUUCAACGAUCUCGUCCUGAAGGUUUUCGGGAAGAUUCGCCGCGAGGAGGAUGAUGAUAAUCUGGUGUCCGACAAGGAAUUCGUCGUCGACAAUGGCACGAUCUGCAUCGGCAGGUACCAUCCGUUCUCGCUACAGGAGGAGUUGUCGCAGCGGAGCAUCGCUGGCCAAGAGACCAUCCAUUCUCUGCAGAUUGGCAAGAUUGGCAGCAUUGAGUCUCUGUCCUGGGCUGAGCAAGCAUUGCCUCAGUCCAUCCCCGCCGACACCAUCGAAGUCGAGCCCAAGUCCAUCGGUCUCAACUUGAAGGAUGUUCUCACGGCCAUGGGUGUCAUAAACCCUGUUGGCAGCGUCCAGAUGGAGCUCGGCAUUGAACUCGGCGGAGUCGUCACUCGCGUCGGCUCAGACGUGAACGAGUUCAAAGUCGGCGAUCGCGUCUUCGCCUUUGCACCCGAGGGGUGUCUGGCCACCAAGGCCGUUCUCCAACGCUACCACGCCGCCAAGCUUCCUGACAACCUCAGCUUCCAAGACGCAGCAGGUGUUCCGGUUGUGUUCGCGACCGUGAUCCAUGGCCUCAUCAACAUCAGCCACCUCCAGAAAGAUCAGUCGGUCCUGAUUCACGCUGGAUGUGGUGGUGUCGGUCUAUCUGCCAUCCAGAUCUGCCGCAUGAUCGGAGCAGAGAUCUUCGUUACAGUUGGAAGUCCCGAUAAGGUUGAGUACCUCGUGAGCACCUACGGUAUCCCGCGCAACCGCAUCUUCAACUCCCGAGACGAGUCCUUCUUGGACGGCGUCAUGAGAGAGACUGGCGGUCGCGGUGUCGACCUCGUGCUCAACUCUCUGACGGGGCCACUGCUUCAUGCUUCAUGGAAGUGCGUCGCAGAAUUCGGCACAAUGAUCGAGAUUGGAAAGCGUGAUCUUCUAGGCUACGGCAAGCUAGAUCUCAACCCCUUCAUCGGCAGCCGGCAGUAUGUCGGCUUUGACGGCGUGCAGUUUGCCAGAAAGAGACCUAGGUACUUCCGCCAGCUGUUGGAACAGUUCCUCGGCUAUUGGGAGCAAGGACAUAUCCGUCCCAUUCCCGAGCAGACUCACUUCCAUGCAAGUGAUAUUGUCAAUGCAUUCCGUCACUUGCAGCAUGGCAGCCACAUUGGCAAGGUCAUCGUGUCGAUGGACGACCUCUCUGCUCAGGUCGAUACCAAGCCGCUUGCAAAGUCGAUCAAGUUCGACCCGGAGGCUACCUAUCUCUUGACGGGAGGUCUCGGAGGUCUGGGCAAGUCCAUGUCAACAUGGUUGGUUGAGCACGGCGCCCGCCAUUUGACAAUCAUUUCCCGGAGUGCGGGCGUCAGCGAUGAGAGCAAGACUGCCAUAGAGGAGAUUGAGUCUCUGGGGGCCAAGGUUGUAACGGUUGCUGGUGGAGUUGAAAACAUGGAGGAUGUGAAGGCUGCUGUCAGCGCAUCAUCCAAGCCGAUCAAGGGCGUGUUCCAUCUGGCAAUGGUGUUGAGAGACAGUCCGAUGGUCGAAAUGACUUGGGAACAAUGGGACCAAGUGGCAAAGCCAAAGGUCACCGGCGCUUGGAACCUGCACCACGCGCUCGAGAGCCAGCCUUUGGACUUCUUCUGGCUUGCCAGCUCCGUCGUCACCGUCGUCGACCAGCCGGGUCAAGGCAACUACAGCGCCGCAAGCACAUACCUUGAAGCCUUCACCCAGUACCGUCUCGGGCUCGGCCUGCCGACUGCCAUCUUGAACAUCUGCCCCAUCAAGGGCGUAGGCUUCGUCGCUGAAAGUGCCGUUGCCCAGCGCAACACCAAAGCUCAGGGCAUCUACUUCCUCGGCGAGAAGGAGUACCUUGAUUACGUGGAACACUCCAUCCUUGCCGCCAAGGGAAACCUGGCUGCGUAUGAGGCGAGCCCGUCGAGCCGCCCGCCCAAGGCCUGGAAGAACGAGAGCCAGGUUGUGAUGGGUCUUCGAUCCGAACUUCAUCUGGAGGAUCCCAACAACCGCUGCAACUGGCGACGCGACCGCCGCAUGGGUGCCUAUCACAACAUCCGCAACAGGCAGGCCGACGAGUCGGGCGGUGAUUCUAGUGCUCUCAAGACAUUCUUGAACCAAGCCUCGGAGACCCCGGAUCUUCUUUCAGACAAAGCGAACAUCGAAUUCCUGGCGCAGGAGAUUGGUGCAAAGGUGUACGACUUUAUGCUCAAGCCUGGCGAAGAUGUCGACACGAGCUUGAGUUUGGCGCAGAUUGGCCUUGAUUCGCUGAUGGCGACUGAGCUGAGGCGGUGGUUUAGACAGCUGCUGGGCUUGCAGGUGAGCGUGCUAGAGAUCAUGGCGUCGGGGUCUUUAUUCCAACUAGCAGAAACGGCUUCCACAGCAUUGAAGAACAAGGCGUUGGGUUCAUCAUGA